Molecule: messenger RNA, 1266 nt
Organism: Cutaneotrichosporon oleaginosum
Lineage: Eukaryota; Fungi; Basidiomycota; Tremellomycetes; Trichosporonales; Trichosporonaceae
Source: RefSeq, a predicted model, not a curated record
AUGACAAUGACGUACACUGACGACGCGCAGUGGACGACCGGCGACAUCGCCCUCCUCUCGACCGACGGCGUCCGCCUUCGUGUCCCCCUCAAGCUCCAGAGCGCGAGCGCCAAGCUCCGCCAAGCACCCCCUGCAGCACUCCUCCGCGCCCCUGCCUCAGCAGCGACGCUGCGGCAGUUCCUCACCCUCGCCUCCUCCCAGUCCUACACCCUCGGCGCAUGGGAAGACGCGCUGCCCCUCGUGCGCUUCGUCGUCGCGUUCCAAGCCCCCGCGCUCCUCGAGAUCAUCCUCGACGCUAUCCGCGUCUCCCUAGUGACAAACUUCACUCUCGGCGCCUUCAUCCUCGCCGCGGCGGCCGACUCGCCGGCUCUCGCCCGCGACGUCAUCAAAGCGGCGCUCGACCGCCGCUGGGGCUGGGUCGGCGGCGGCGUGCCAGGCCGCGCCGUCCUCGACCCCUCCGGCUGGCCCGCAUACAUGCACAAAACGUGCCCAGGCGUGUGGGCGUACGCGCUCGCGCGCGCGUGGAAGCUCACGCGCGUCGCGGAGGGCCAAGACGAGGGCGAGCUCCUCGGCGCAGCCUUCGAGCGCGUGCUCGCACAAGCGCGCGCGGCGCCCCCCGCCGCCGCCAGCAGCGACGACGAGACGUGGACCGCGGGCGAAUGGACGCUCACGUCCGCUGACGGCGUGCGCUUCCACGUCCCCGCCUACCUCCUCCUAUACUUGAGCCCCGUGUUCCGGGACAUGGCGUCGAUCGGCUCGGGCCCGCCCUCGCUCGAGUUCACCGACAGCGAGAUCGAGAGCGCGCCCGUCCUCCGCCUACUCCUGCACUUCGUGACCACCGGCUCGCUCUCCAUCUCCGCGCCGGCCGUAGAGUACAACCUCGAGCACGUGCGCGCACUCGUCCUCUUCCUGCGCAAGUGGCAGGCGGGCCCCGCGCUCAACCACGCCCUCUUGCAGGUCGAGCGCGCGGCGGAGCGCGGGCAGUGCUGCGCGAUGCGCGCGUUCAUGGUCGCCGCGGCAGUCGAGGACGCCGACCUCCUCUCCGCCCUCGUGGCCAAGCAUGACGCAUUCUUCCCCGCGUCCGAGACCGAGGGCGUGGUCGGCGCAUCGGUGUGGGACCCCGCCGCGUGGCCCCUCAGCAUGUGGACGUCGUGUCCGCCCCACUACGCUGCGGCCGUCGCACGCGCAUGGGGCGAGACGCGCGGGUCGAGCGCGCGUGCUCGCGAGUUUCCGCACGCCUUCCGCCGCGGGCUUGAGGUAGGGUAA